Lampris incognitus (smalleye Pacific opah) is the source of this 1589-nucleotide messenger RNA. RefSeq names its product hemopexin b (gene hpxb). The record is from RefSeq and is a predicted model, not a curated record. The transcript is spliced from 10 exons. Lineage: Eukaryota; Metazoa; Chordata; Actinopteri; Lampriformes; Lampridae. Bases 68 to 1363 code for a protein of 431 amino acids.
UACACUUUUCAGGUCUUCUCCCAGCGGAAGCUUCACCUCGGAGGACGUCACCAGGGCUGCCCACACCAUGAAGCUGCUCUCCAAGGCUCUCUGUCUGUGCAUGGCACUCAUGCUGACCAACGCUGCACCUAUAGACCCCGAAGAAACAGGGACAGCCGCAGAAGAACAUGCCCAGUAUGACCGGUGCAGUGGCCUCGAGUUUGAUGCCAUCACCCCUGAUGAGAAAGGAAAGACCUUCUUCUUCAAAGAUGGCCGACUGUGGAGUGGCUUCGACGGCCCAUCUCAGCCCGUCGGUGAUGUCUUCAAGGAGCUGGACAAAUUUGACCACGUGGAUGCCGCCUUCCGCAUGCACAAGCCGGACAACCUCCAGGACCAUGAUCACAUCUACUUUUUCCUGGGUGACAAGGUGUUCAGCUUCUAUGACCACACACUGGAGGAGGGGUACCCAAAAGAAAUCCAGGAGGACUUUCCAGGAGUUCCCAGUAACCUGGACGCGGCCGUGGAAUGUCCCAAAGGGGAAUGUGCCUCCAACUCUGUCCUGUUCUUCAAAGGAAAUGACGUGUACGUUUACGACAUUGAGACAAACGUGAUGAAGACAAAGAUGUGGCCUAACCUGCCCGUAUGCACCUCUGUUCUCCGCUGGCUGGAGCACCAUUUCUGUUUCCAUGGACACAACUUCACCAAGUUUAGCCCUGUGACCGGAGAAGUGACCGGUGCCUAUCCAAAAGACGCCAGGCAUUACUUCAUGAAAUGCCCCAACUUCGGUCAUGGCGGUAACUAUACUGUUCCUAAGUGCAGCGAGGUCACCCUGGAUGCUGUCACAUCUGAUGACGCAGGCAAAACAUAUGCUUUCAGAGGUCCCAUCUACAUCCGUCUGGACACCCACCGCGACGGCAUACAUGCCUUCCCCAUCAGCAGGUCUUGGAGCGAGGUGGCCCAUGGGGUGGAUGCAGUUUUCUCCUACAACGACAAGAUGUAUUUCAUUAAGGGGGAUCAAGUGUACAUCUAUAAGUCAGUGGCCCAUUACACUCUCAUCGAGGGCUACCCUAAAACCCUGAAGGAAGAGCUUGGCAUCGAGGGUCCGGUGAACGCUGCUUUUGCCUGUGCCAAUGAAAAUACUGCUCACAUCAUCCAAGGAAAUGAAAUGUUUGAUGUUGACCUGUCUGCUACCCCACGGGUCGUGACCAGUAAAACCCCCCUGCCUAUCUCUGACAUCGAAGCCGGUCUCUGUGGUCCUGAUGGAAUCAACGUGUUCAAGGGAUCGCACUACUACCACUAUAACAGCCCGAUGGAACUCGCUAUGAGCAAGAUUAUGCCCAGGCCUUUGCCCAUCAUGUCGGCCAUGAUUGGUUGUCAAGAUUAGGAGUCAGACAUGAGCCAGGAUGAUCUAAGAUGAGAACAUUUUAACUUUGUACUUUUCCAAAAAGUACUCGCAGCAGUUCUCCAAAUCAACACACACACAUAGAAAUACACUGUAUUUUUUUUCCUAUUAAAUUUACAUUUUACAUCUUGGAAAUAAACUCUUUGCCCAUACAGUGAGGUUUCUGUACAAGAUAAUGUGGUCAAUAAAAUAGACAUUCAGAAGAAAA